Branchiostoma belcheri (Belcher's lancelet) is the source of this 3063-nucleotide messenger RNA. RefSeq names its product protein prenyltransferase alpha subunit repeat-containing protein 1-like. Gene Ontology annotation, biological process: protein prenylation. Gene Ontology annotation, cellular component: cytoplasm. The record is from RefSeq and is a predicted model, not a curated record. NCBI's taxonomy places the organism in Eukaryota, Metazoa, Chordata, Leptocardii, Amphioxiformes, Branchiostomatidae. Gene Ontology annotation, molecular function: protein prenyltransferase activity.
UAGGAAGGUGAAAGGUCAACUCCCCACUUAGCCGCCAGACAUCAACAAAAUAUGGCUCAAGAGCUGGCUCACCGGAUCCUCUCUGAUCUCUCCACGGCUUUCCAGCGACACCCAAACAUAGAUGAGGUUGGGUUCAUCCCUUGUCCGACCUGCCAGCAUAACCGGAGCCCAGUGGUGGUGGAGAACAACAAGCUGGGGAUAGAAACCUGGUGUCUGGAGCUCAUCUUCCCAUACGCACACGACAAGGUGCUCAGAGCGAGGGGGAGGGAUGAUAAUGGAAGAAAAAUAAAAGUUUCUAGAAGUGCUAGAAGUCUGCUGGAGGCUACGAGAGCUGUGUUAUUGGUACAGGCUGACUGCCUUACUGCCUGGAACAUAAGGAAAGAGCUCGUUGAAGCAGAAGAUUUGAAGUGUAUACAGGACCUGAAGUUUGCUGCACUGGUCCUCACCAAGCACCCAAAGAGCUCCGAGACAUUUGCUCACAGGAGAUGGCUGCUCAAGCAAAUUGUACAGAAAACAACGUCUACCUCCCUUCAACCCAGUCCUGUUUCCCAAGCUUCUCACACCAAUGGUCUUGUGGCUGGAGACCAGGCGUCUGGUGGUGCUGCAGCAGUACCGCCUCUCAACGCUAGGGGGACAAAAUCAGGAGGUGCUGAACUGCCUUGUGAUGAGAAACUUCUGGAGACAGAGCUUGCCGUGUGCCAAAGUAGUGCAGAAAGAUACCCCAGUAAUUAUUAUGCCUGGACCCACAGGGCAUGGGUGGUGGAACAGGUGGCAAGAUGUCAUUAUAAGAUCCUGAUAAAAGAGCUGUCAGACACCAGACAUUGGAUCAGCCGUCACAUUUCAGACCACAGCGGGCUCCAGUACCGCCAGUUCCUCAUCACGCAACUGGCCACACAUUUCAGGUCAGCUGAUGCCCUCCAAGAUGAGUUCCUCCCACUUCUCACUGCAGAGUUUGAACUUCUGACUGACCUGAUCACUGCCUUCCCUGGACACGAGGCCCUUUGGUAUCACAGGAGAUAUGUCUUCCAACAGUGGGAAUCUGUCCUGUCCAUGUGUAAGUGCCCAAAGUCAGACAACAGUGCCAGCAGUACUGGUAAGAACCAAACACACUUGCAGCAGGGUCACCCCGAGGUACCGGCCGAGUUGUACGCACACAGUGCCUCUUCAUUUUCCCGUGACUGCAAAGACAGCAAACUGCAUGCAACUGUGGUGCAGGGGAACAAGAAGGCGAAGGUCGACCCGGCGUACACGGAGCACCACACGCUUCAGUCGGAGCUGGAGUUAUGUCGGAAUGUCAUGGCAACGUGUCGGGAUGGAUGGCAAGUCCGACUGGCGGGCAGCUACCAACACUGGCUACAGCAGAGGAUUCUGGGACAGGACAACACAUCUCUGUAACUCAACCAUACACUUUACCCUUGUGUGUAAAAGCAUGGUCUGGAAUAUCAUGUACUGUUAAUCUUGUAGUGGUUUUCUUUUUGUGGUUUUACACAGUGACCUCUCCACUGUAUAUUCAUGGCACUGUGAAUUAUAUGUUUUCAAUGUACAUGUGUACUACAGAAUUGUUUCAACCAACUUAAAACACUGAAAAAACCUCCUUUCCCUUCUGAAAUCCUUCUGAAUGAAUGACAGCAGUUUUGAUAAAAUGACUGACUAUUGAGAACAUACGAAGUGACCCCUAAUGGAGGUCUCACAUCACAAAGUUGUGCCUAACCUGUACAUAGCAAUGGUGCCAGGAUGUACCCUGGUCAACUCGUCCAACUGCACUGGUCAACUCGGCCUACUACCCUGGUCAACUCGGCCCUCCGUCCUGGCUGUAGUCUAACUUUUAGCCGUUUUACCAUAGGAACAAUGGCAUAUUUUCCUGUCCAAGAUAAACAUUCGUUUACUGCAUCUCUUUGUCAGACAAUUAAGAACUGUUGAUUUUGAGGUUUUUGCAAACCGCCAGUGCUCAGGCAAUCAAGAUGAUUUUAAUUUUUGAAGCCCAAAAAUUUGUCUAAAUUCCUGUCUCCGAUAUUGGCCCAAGUUGACCAGGGAGGUAGGCUGAGUUUACCAGGGAGGUAGGCCAAACUGACCAGGGAGAUGGGCCGAGUUGACUAGGCCGAGUUGUUAAUGUCUGAGUCGUCGUAUGAAAGGAAAACUUGCUGGAAAGGACCUGUAACCAGGAAGUGUUGAUAAAGACUGAAAGGACAAGAUAGUGUUGGCUUCAUGUCCUUUCUCUGUGCUGUGCAAGUAGAUAUAGAUGUUAUGCUACAUUUUGGAUAUAGAGCAAGAUCAAGAUCUACGGAUAGUGUUUCUUCUUUGAGUAAUAGAGUGAUUGAUUUUCAUACCCCCUGUGUAUGUUUUUUAAGCAAUUAAUGUGAUAUUAGCUGUACAGAUUAAUUAUUUGAUGAUAAGAUGCUGGUAAAUUACAGGUGCUAUGAAAAAUCAUAGAGUAACCAGCAAUGUUUGGCAUGUUUGUUGCAUUGUGAACUUGGCUCUUUUGACCAGUUCAUGUCAGUAAGCCAUAUAGGAAGCCUUACAGUAAACCUCCUCUCUAUAACAGAAAAACAGUUGUUUGGAAUUUUAGAACAACACUAGAAGAAUUAGAUAUAAUAUAGGAAGCCUGAUACCAGUUGCCAUAACGUGAGAAGUGCUACACAUACCAUGUUGGAAUGGAGAGUUUUAGAUAGUACUAGUCACCAGCAACUUGCCUUAGUGAUAGAUGAUGUUAGGUAUAAAAUUGUCCUGAUAUAUAGAUAUUAAGCAGUUAAAGAAAUCAUAUAAAAGGAGUGUUAAUGGUUUGUGCAGAAAUGUACACAAGUCUCGGUGUGCCUUCACACAGUAUCUUAAAUCUGUUUCCAAAGUAUACUACAGUAAUUGUUAAGACACUAAAAUGGUAGAAAUAGUGAAGGAAUAUAUAUGUAGUCUAUUGUAUUACCUAUAGAAUGCUGAGUUUUGCUUUAUUGACCUUCCUUUGCGAUAUGGAAACCCAUUUUUGUUACAGCAAAAUUGUGCAUACAAUAAAAUGUCAUAUAUGCUUGCUUAUGAAUAAAUUGACUGCAGGCAGUUCAUGAUCAUGGCCUC